Molecule: messenger RNA, 1542 nt
Organism: Talaromyces marneffei
Lineage: Eukaryota; Fungi; Ascomycota; Eurotiomycetes; Eurotiales; Trichocomaceae
Exons: 3
Coding region: 1-1542 (513 amino acids)
Molecular function (GO): monooxygenase activity; iron ion binding; oxidoreductase activity, acting on paired donors, with incorporation or reduction of molecular oxygen
Source: RefSeq, a predicted model, not a curated record
AUGAUGAGCUUUCCAGUGAUUUUUGCUGGCGUGGCCAUUCUAUUGGCCUCGUUGAAUUAUUUCUUCAGUCUGAAACUCGAUCCUCGAGAACCUCCUCUUCUUCCACAGAAAAUUCCAUUGAUCGGACAUCUUAUUGGAUUUCUCCGCAAUGGCAACUCUUAUUACUUGGAUAUGAGUAUGAAACAUGGCCAGCAAAUUUGCACUCUCGGAAUGCCUAAUGGCAGAACAUAUGUUGUCAAUUCGACGAAAUUGGUUUCUGCGGUUCAGCGAAAUGCUAAGACAAUCUCUUUUGACCCGAUUUUGACUACCGUGGCUGAACGUCUGGCGGGCAUCACGGGUCCGGAACUAGAGGCGCUCAAGGAAGAAGAAACGGGAGGCGGCGGAGCACAUCGCAAAGUGGUUCAUUCAAUGGCUCCGUCUCUAAUUGGAGUCGGGCUGGACGCGAUGAACAAAGCUAUGCUGCGGAACUUGGAGAACUUCAUUAACAAAUUGGAAAGCCAAAGCCAGGAGUUCGAUUUGUGGGCUUGGACUCGUCAUGUCAUCAGCAUUGCGAGCACUGAUGCUGUCUUCGGCCCGGAGAACCCUUACGCUAAGAAUAACUAUGAGCAGACAUUCUGGGAAUACGAACUCAAGAUUACUCUGUUGCUCGUGAACGUGUUACCGCAAUAUACCGCACGGGGGGCGUACCAGCAAAGGGAAUUCAUGGCGAAACAGAUGAUUGACUACUACCGUCGUGGGCAUUGGAAGCAGGGCUCUGAGAUGAUUAAGGCGCGAUAUGAGACAGGAAUCAAGAAUGGCGCCUCCCUCGAAUCUAUAGCACGCCUAGAUGUACCCGGAGGAACCGGAAUUCUAUCAAACACGGUUCCUACGGCAUUCUGGACUCUUUGCAAUGUCUUUUCGUCACCGAAACUACUUGCGGAUGUCCGAAGCGAGGCAGAAAAACUCUUCAGCGUUGAUAGAACAGGUCCCAAGCCGGUUUACACCUUGGACACUUCAGACCUUCGCACUGGGUGCUCAAUUCUCUUCUCGGCGUAUCAGGAAACCAUGCGGACGAGGGCUUGUUUCGCAUCGCCGCGCUAUGUUCUUGAAGACACUCUUCUCAAUGGCGAAUACCUCUUGAAGAAAGGGGCCCUUCUUCAAAUCCCCGCUGCUGUCCUUCACCACGAACAAUUGCAAUGGGGUCCUGAUGCAGCCACCUACGAUCCGUAUCGAUUUACCAAGAAGAGCUCUAUCAAGCGAUCACCAGUAGCCUAUCGAGCCUUUGGUGGUGCUCCUGCCCUUUGCCCAGGUCGUCAUUUUGCAACGGUGGAAGUUUUAUGUUUUGUAAUCAUGAUUACGAUGCGCUACGAUAUAACUCCUGCUGACGGCACCUGGAACCUCCCAGAACCCAAUUACAGCAACAUUGCUGCUAGCAUUUUGCCCCCGCUUGGAGAUAUCAAAGUGAAUGCGACCGUGAGAAAGGGGUUUGAGAAUAUUGACUGGAAGUUCAGGAUCACAGAGCUGUCUGAAGAAAAAAGUGCGUUUGGUCUGGCUUCGGAGUAG